AUGGCAGACGAUGGCGAUCCGUGGAACGACAGCUCCGCCGAAGAAACUGUACCUGUGCAGCUUAACUUUGAAGACACGUUUGAUCCUUUUGAUAGAUUGAACACUAUAAACAACACUGCAACAACUUGCAAAGACACGACUAACGCUGCCGACCUGGAAUCAGAGAAGUACUUACUGUCACUGGAAGCAAAGCUGAGAAAACUACAAGGCAAGGCUCAGAGUCCCAAUGCCAAGGAUAUGUUGAAGAUUCUACACAAUGCCAAGGAAGAUCAUCUUGGUCACAUAAUAAAUGAGAAUGCGAGCGUGCAGAGUUAUCCCACGUUGGCGAUAGAUGACGACAAAGUCAAGACACCCUCAGUGAAGAGAAAAGUGUUUCCGGAACAGCCCCUCACGAUGGAAGAAGUCCAGUGUCUAUUGGAACGGGACCACCUUAAUAACGUCACGCAAGGUAUGCACCAUGAGGAUCCCUGCAAAGAUUUAUGAGUUGAGAAAUUAAUAUAUACACAGAUGGUGCUUUUUAUCUGCCAGAAGCAAGUUAGAUAUACAUUUGUUAUUUAUUUUUUUGUUCACUGUGCAAUCAUGUUUGCAAUUGUUAAGCUGUGUACCAGUAGUGGAGUAUCUCUGAAGCACAUAAACUGUCACAUUGAUUAAGUUAUAUACCGAUAGCUUAGUCUUAGCUUUAUUUUGAUGAGUUUUUGUG
Molecule: messenger RNA, 700 nt
Organism: Saccoglossus kowalevskii
Lineage: Eukaryota; Metazoa; Hemichordata; Enteropneusta; Harrimaniidae
Biological process (GO): cilium organization
Source: RefSeq, a predicted model, not a curated record